ACAGAAUCAAACACAAGAACCACGUCCAGCAAAUUCAGCGAUUGAACGUGACCUCCAAGAACAGGGAUACACAACACGCCAAUCCGAUGAAGCCUUGGACGAAUAUAAAGAGAUGGAGAAAAAGUUGGAAAAUCGUGCAGGUGCAAAUGCAAAUUGAGGCUGUGUGAAGAGUGAAUUACUGUCAUUGUGGACGUCAAUAUUGUAUCGAUUCAUGUUAAGUAAAGUCUUUUGACGACCCUAAAGGUAUAGCCGAAGAGGUUGCAACGGCAAAAACGCAAUCAUCCGUACGCAUUUUGCGGUCGUUCUCUUUUCAACCAACAAAAGUUUACUCUCUGUAGGCGCCUAAUUCUUGGCAAGAUACACAUUUAAAUGGCAUUAAAUAGAGGUCUAAUUACCCUUGUCUUUCACGACGAUGAAAAAAAUGAAAGCAUCUCUACUGCUUCUUGUCAUUCUUCAUAUCCAACAUGUGUACUCUACCUCGAAGAGUGACUUAGAAAAACAAAGUUCUAUAACUCUUGACACUUCUGCGCUUAUCAGAAAGCCAGGCAAGGUGACAUCUGCUCUUCAAAACAACAUCAAGAGGGUACGACCGGAAGGCUAUAACACCAAGAAAGCAAAAAUUGAACGUUUGGCUUUAUCUAUCCGUCUCAAAAAACCGCAUCUGGGCGCAGAAGGAGCAGAGAUAGCUGCAAAUGAUGAAUAUUUGCAAAAGAGUAGAAAGCAAGCUCAGCGUUAUAGGGAUAAACUUAAGGAAUUAGGUGUUGCAAAAGAUACAAGAAAGAGAAAAUACAAGCCUAAGCCGAAAGAUUAUUAUUCUACAGAGAACAGAACAAUUCGAAAAGCCUUCACAAUCUUGAGAUCAAAAGACAAUAACAUCACAAAAUUUGACCAAGCACGAAAGGAAGCCGAAGAAAUGAUCAGACAAAGACAACACACCGAACGCAUCCGUGCCCGAGAGAAGUACAGAAACCAGAAAACUCUGAAGAAGCAAGGAGAUGACAUGAUCGGAUACCAUCAGCAUUAA
Meira miltonrushii is the source of this 1024-nucleotide messenger RNA. RefSeq lists its product as uncharacterized. Lineage: Eukaryota; Fungi; Basidiomycota; Exobasidiomycetes; Exobasidiales; Brachybasidiaceae. Bases 413 to 1024 code for a protein of 203 amino acids. The record is from RefSeq and is a predicted model, not a curated record. The transcript has a single exon.